AUGACUGAGCAAUGCCCGUUGCAGACUGCAAUGCCGCAAAACACCACCACGACAAUGAGCAUCUACGUCGCCAACCUGCCCGGAUCAGUGUCCGAGGCAGACCUCUUUGAGCUAUUCAAACCGCACGGUCCUCUCAAGGUGAUCAAAAUCCCACGCGACCCCAAGUUGCGCACUCCUCUUGGCCAUGCCUACGUCACCUUCUACAACCCCGACCACGCCGACGCCGCUCUCGGGGCGCUGAAAGAGACGGAGCUCGGCGGACAACAGGUCACGUGCGCUCUCACCGAGGAGGUGCCCUCUUCGGCCUCGUCCAUGUCGACGCCGCCGUCUUCGGCACAUUCGCCCAUCGACCCUGCGCGCGCGGUGUUUGUGCGCGACACACGUGACGGCGUCGACGCCGCGACCACAAAAACAGCCCUCGAGUCGCUGGGCGCCGUGUCAUUGCAGCCGAAGGGCCCCAACGCGUUUGUGGCCGUGUUCCCGACUGCGGAGGAGGCGUCCAAGGUGCUUUCCGACGAGCUCGCUAACCUCGAAAUCUCGCCGGUUCGAGACCCCAAAACGCACUUUACCAAUCUGUUUGUGCGUGGGCUGUCACGGGAGACGACAGAAGAGGCGCUGCGGGCAGAGUUUGAGCGGUUUGGCGCCGUCACGUCGCUGCUGCUGCCCCUUGACGAGUCCCACCGUGCCAAAGGGUUCGGAUUCGUCAACUUUGAGGAGCACCGGGACGCGGUGACGGCGGUGGCGGCGCUGGAUGGCGCUGAGCUGUGCGGCGCGCGCAUUUCCGUGUCACGAGCGCAGUCCAAAGUGGAGCGCCAGGCAGAGCUCAAGCGCGCCUACGAGGCCAACCGCAUCGAACGAUUACGUAAUGCGCGGGGCACCAACCUGUACAUUACCAAUCUCAAUCCUGCCAUCAACAACGAGCGAUUGCGGGCGUAUUUCUCCAAGUUUGGCGAAAUCACGUCGGUUCGAAUCAUGCUCGAUGCGGUCGGCAACUCCAAGGGGUUUGGAUUUGUCUGUUUUCGCGACCCGGACCACGCCUCCAACGCCAUUGCCGAAAUGCACAACCGGCCGAUCGAGGGCAAUGUGUUGCAGGUGGCCAUUGCGCACAAGAAGGACCCCCAGAGCGCGCCGUAUUCGUUGGGCAAGCGGUUCCCGCCAUCAGUGGGCGGAGCGGUGCCGGUUGUGGGGAUGCAUGGGGGUAUUCCUGGGGGUAUGCCGAUGCACUCGGCGCCCAACAUGCAUCACGUGCCGCCGCAUUUGGUGCCGCCGCAUUUGAUGCAGUCUCAUAUGGUGCAGUCUCACAUGAUGCCUAUGGGUCCAAUGGUUCCGAUGCAUCAGAUGGGGCCGGUGAUGAUGCGAAGAGACGGUGGUGGUAAUCCCGUCAACCCCGGUGGCUCCACCAAUAUUGGCAACUCCACCAACUCCACCAACUCCUCCAACCCCGGAAAAUUCAAAAAACGCCAGCCUAUGCUCCAGCCGUACGGCAACAUUGCCGCCAGUGUCGCGGCUGCCGCCACGCCUCAGGCCGCCAAGGAAAUCGUCGGCGAAACGCUGUAUCCCAUUGUUCAGCGGCAUCCGGCAAUUGGCAAGGACGCCGACACCACGGCGCACGUGACGGGCAUCAUGCUGCAGCACGACAAUGCCGAUAUUCUCAGCUGGCUGGAGGAUGAGCAGUUGUUGAACAAGCGCAUUCAGCAAGCCAGUGAUGCGUAUCGGGAGUGGCUUGAGGAGAGGGAGGGGCAAGAUGAGGCGAAGCAAGACGAGGCGUAG
Messenger RNA from Yarrowia lipolytica CLIB122, 1770 nucleotides. RefSeq lists its product as uncharacterized. Gene Ontology annotation, molecular function: RNA binding. Gene Ontology annotation, cellular component: spliceosomal complex. Lineage: Eukaryota; Fungi; Ascomycota; Dipodascomycetes; Dipodascales. The record is from RefSeq and is a predicted model, not a curated record. Gene Ontology annotation, biological process: positive regulation of mRNA splicing, via spliceosome.